Molecule: messenger RNA, 5915 nt
Organism: Phyllotreta striolata
Lineage: Eukaryota; Metazoa; Arthropoda; Insecta; Coleoptera; Chrysomelidae
Source: the annotation of a GenBank genome assembly
UGAAACAAGUGUGAAUAGCAAUCAUGAGCGACAUCAUCAAGCGAUGGAUUCAAGAAAAAUUAGGCAUAAUAAUCAACCUUCGACCAGAAACCUUCUGUCAACUAUCCCGCGACGGCUCGCUGUUGUGCAGGAUACUCAGAAACUACGAAAUCAUCAACGACGACCAACUGAAGAUGAUCCGAAAAUCGAACGUCCGAUCCGUCUGCCUCGUCAAUUUCAAAGAGCACAUCAUGUACUGGCUGGACAUGCUCAACAUCCAACUCACCGCCGAGGAAAUCAUCGACAUCGUCGACUGCAACGGGCUGGCCUCGCUGACGCUCUUCUACCGCGUGUUCAUCGAGCUGCACGAGAAGGACUGCCUGACGUUCAUCCUGAAGAACCGGCUCAGCGAGAAGCUGCGCCCGCAGCUGAGCAAGUACGCCGUGCACAAGGUCAAGGACAAGCUGCCGGAGAAUCUGGUCAGCGAGAAGUACAUCGAUCACCUCGACAACACCGCCGACGUCAAGCACUGGCUGCAGGACCGGCUCGAGGUGGUGCUGUCCAAGUGCAAGACCGCCAGAGAGGAAUAUUGGAGCAUAAUACGCUCGACCGAAAGAAACUCUGCGCACUUUUCCAGGGGUUUUCUACCGUCGUUCGAAGAGCACCAGGACAUCGUACCGAACACUUCUGCGCGGAGCGUCGAUAUGACCUACAAAGAUCUCGUUAUUGAAAAAUCCAAAGCGAAAAACGCGAAGCCUUUCCUGCCCGAUUCGAGGGAAGCGCAGAAAAUCGUGCAGAACAUCAAGAACAAACUGGCCAACAGAGCGGAGUCCACCGAGAUGAUCAAAGAGCUCCAGAGGCAGAUACUGGAAACGUAUUUCUCCAAAUUGGUCGAUGAGGAAAACGAAAACGUCACCACGGAUCUUACUGAGAAAAUAAUGAAGCAGUCGCUGUACGAGAAGCAAAUGCUGAGCAAGAUCAGAGAAGUCCAAUACCAAAGGGAGAACAUGCUCGAAAGCAAGAAGGCCUUGAACCAAAGCAUUAUCAAAGAAAAAGAAAGGGAGUUGGUCAACAAGAUGCUGAACAAAAACAAGGAAAUGAACAAACUCGAACACGAAUAUUACAUGGAGAAGAGGCGCCUCUAUCAAUUACACCAAGAAAUAUACCAAAAGAAGUUGAAGAUCAAAGCGGAGAAGAUGCACAAGCUGUGCCAGGAUUCCAUAUACGGCAUAUGCACGAUGGCCUUGAGAUUUUUGGAGCACAAGCGCACCUUCGGCGAGGAACCCCCUCAAAAGGUGGUCGACAUGUGGAAGAAGCUGAUCUACGCCCAAGACGAGGAGCCCAAAGUUCCCGCCGAAGAUCUAAUAACUCUAAGCCCGGCCGUGACGGAGACCGUCCUGCAAAGCGAAAUGGACAGGCAAAUAAUCUUCGACAGGCGCGACUUGGACGACUACACCAACUUCGAGUACCCCUGGAUACUCCGGGACCUCAGCGAAGAGCUCGUCAACGACAUGAACAACGGCACCAACAUCUUGGGUUACAUAAUCCACAGCUUGUUGAACAUGAAGUACCCGAGGGCGAAUUACACGAACCCGCCCGACCUUCCGAACGUCAACAUCAGGGCCUGCUUGAAGGGCGUACCGCAACAGCAGAGCUUGAAGACGCUGCAGAAGCUGCUGAUCCACCGGAACGUGCUGGUCGUCGAGCUGCAGGACACCAUCAACUAUUGCUUGGACGUGUACAAGGCGGAGAGCAAGCACCAGACCGAAGAAAGCUCCGACGACGAGACCGCUUUCGUGGAAAUCGAAGAGAAACCUCCGAUGGCCAAAAAAGGGGCGAAGAAGAAAAGCAAAUUCGAUACGAUCACGUCGGAGAGCGAAGAGCAAAAAGACAAGGCGGAGAAGGUGGUUCAAACGCCGAAAAUUUUCCCCGAUGAAAUCGUGGAAUUGUCCAACGCCGGUUCGUUGGGGAAAAUUAUAUCCGAAGAAUUGAGCGCCGGCAAUUGCCUCACCGAUUUUCUCAUGGUCUCGACGUUCAUCGAAUAUUUGAAGAACAAAGAGAACGAAAUCAACGGUUGGGUACUAGUAAACUAUCCUAAUACCUACGAACAGGCGAUUCUGUUCGAGGAAACUCUCACCGGUUGUCAAGUGCCGGGCGUCAAAGAGGAGCAGAAAAUCAACAAAAGUUUGGUGGACAUCGUCAGCGACAUCAACGAAUUGAAAGACCCCGACGAAGAGAAACGUUUCUCCAGUUUGGUGCCGGAUCCCAGGCACAAGGAAUUCCCGAUGGCCUACGACACCGUACUCACCGCCUUCAUCAACGUCAAAAGCGUCUCCGACGAUUCCUGCAGCUCGUACGAUUUCCCCCAAGACCUGCGCUACUUGGAAGACACCAACGACUUGGAGAGGUUCUACACCGACCAAGGUUGCCAUUACGCCGUCUAUUAUCAAGACUUCGACUUCUUCACCAUCAAGCACGUGGCGAAAUUGGUCAUCGGGGAAUUCACGUUGCCGGCCAAGCCCUCCGUCGAGCUCUUCGGCGAAACCAUUACCUAUUUAGAAGCGGGCAAGGGGGAGGACAAGAAAACCACGACGGCCACCAAAAUGGGCGAGAAAAAGGAGCUGGACAGGAUCGAAAAGGUGGUGGUGAACACCUCCAGAGUUACGUCGUUGCAAUCCGGAGUAGAAUCGUCGACUAAAAAACAGAAAGCCGCCUUGAUGGUGGUCAAAAACGACAAAUCGACGCAGAUUCCGGAAACGGUGCUGGUGAUGGUGGAGCCGAAGGAGCCGCCCAAGCCGGGCGAAGAUGGAUUUUUCUACGAGAAACUGACCAUCAACAACGACAUCGGCUCGUUGCUGGUGGACAUGUGGGAGCGAAUGGAGGAGAUCUACAUCAACGAUCUAUCGCAGGUGUUCUUCGAGAAGCGCGUCAUCAUGAACACCUUGCGACCCUACGUGAGCUACGUCCAACACAUGAUCAGAUCGUACAUCGUACAAACCGACAACAGGCAUCUGAUUAUGAGAGAGUUCCAGGACAAGUUCAACCAAUUCGACAGCGAUUAUCGAAAGGACAAGGAGUUCAAGGCGCAGAUGCAAUGCUUGACGUUCUCGUUCACCGAUCGCCUCUCCGAUUUGGCGGACGUUCGAGUGAUGCGCGCCGAAAGACAACGCCACGACGUCAUCUUGGUGAGCUGGGGCGUCAAGCAGAUGAUCCAGCUGGUCAACAACUUCAUCACCGGCUUUCAAAUCGAACUGGACAGGAGCUGCGACUCGAUGACGUUCAUCAUCGACUAUUUCUGCGGCAUCAUCACCAACCUGCCCGGCGACGAGAUCAUCGCCAAGGAGAUACUGCCGAAGUUCCCGUUGGACAGCGCGGAAAUCGAAAAUGAAAUCAACAACAUUUACAUUAACGUCGGCGUGCCGGACGCCAAUCCUCUCGUCGGGAAAAUCGACGCGGUCUAUCGCAAAGCCUUGGCCAUCGUCGAUAAAAACGACAGUUAUGUAUUUUCCAAAUACGAGGCCAUGAAGUUCACGUUUAUGAGCGGUACUGGCCAGAAAUCCGCCAAGUCCAAAUCCACUAUGAAAGCUACUGCUGCCGGUACAACCGGCGAUAACAUAGUGGCCCAACAGCAGAUCCUCUACUUAUUCGACAUAUGGUACAAUUGUUUGAAAGGCGAAACGGCUCGGAUCAAAAUCCGCCUGCACCUGCUCAAAAGAUACUUGCUCAAAAACGUGGAAUCUUUCUUCGUCACGUUGAAAGACACCUACCACUCGUUGUACAAAGAGAACCAAUUCCGAUACGACACCGAAUUGAAGACCAUCAAGGACAUUUGGUACAUGUUUAUGAUCGCCAUCGAAAAAGAGCAGCAGAUCCAGCACGAAUUGGUGUUCAUCAACGAUCACCUCUACGUCCGCCCCUCGGUCAUCCUAUUCGAAGAUCCUGUAGAAGAACCGCCCAAAUUAUCGAACACAAUGGUGUUUUCCGUGCGACAACUGAACGCCCUCAUCGAACUGUUUAUCGAUUUAGGACCGGACGGUUUCGUUCCAGCCCGAAGUUUCUCAUUCAUCCUUCAAGACAUGACCGUCAACAACACGACCAAUUGGAUACCGGACGAAUGGACGAAUCUCACCGGCCCGAACGUGUUCCAAUUCACCCAAGACAUGUUCGGACCGCAAGAAUUCGUCUGCUGGAAGGACUUCAUCAUCUACUGCCUGGCGUUGCGCUUCCCCACCGUCAACGACAUCGUCCUGAUGCGCAGGGCGUACAAAAACAUCGACUUGAACUCCACCGAGCUCAUCGACAAGAAGCACUACGACGACAUCCCCUUCUGGUUCGAGACCGACGAGGACGUCGACGUCGAGGCCGUGAAAAACCUGCUGUUUAGGAUGUACCAAGUGGACGAGCAGUUCACCAACUACACGGCGAUGCUGUUCGAUUUCUGCAAGAGCGACAUCACCCUGCUGGGCAUCGUGAAGGCGCUCACGCUGAUCUCGGGGAAGACCUCCUGCUGGAACACUUCCGUCGGCCAGAAGUUCGCCCAAUUGGUGCUGGAAGAUAGGAAGCUCCACGACGAGCUGGUGAAACAAAGAACGUUGGAGAUAAAGCAAAACUUCGAGUGCGCUACUAACAUAGUGCUGGAUCUCAUCGAUAAAACCGUCCAUCUUUGCGACAGUUUGAUCCUGACGGACAUCGACGAUUACAAAGAGGAUUGGAUCGAUAGCGAGCCGGUGGAGGAACCCAAACCGGUACCGCCCGCUAGCAGGGAAUGCGAAGCAGGGUUCGAGGCCAGACGGUACCCGUGCUACUGCUACUUCCUCAAUAUAUCGCACGUGAUCACGCUCGUCAACAGGACGUUCAAUUGGAGGACGGAGACGGAGAAGAACAUUUCCACCUACCAAGUGCUCAACGACAUCUACAAGCAGUGCCAGAGCCCGAUGUUCAACAACCAGGUGCUGUCGCACGAGUUCCUCAACAACGAGCAGUUCUUGAAGGUGUUCAAAACCACCAAGAAGUUCAUCAACGUGUCUCCUUACAAAUUAGUUGAGAAGUAUCUUAUAGAAACGCAAUUAAACGAGAUUGAAACCUGAAGUGUGCUCGAAUUGUGGUAGGUAAUUUCCAGUUUCAAGAAGGUACUACUAGGUGUAGCGGGAAAUAGAGAUAGAAGGUAUAGUAUGUAGUAGGUAUCGCGUUUAUUUAACGUAAAAUAAAAAAAUUAUCUUAAUAUCAUUUUGCUGGAUUUGCAAGAUAUAGCGGCGUUUAAGUCGACGAAUUCGCAUCACAAUUAAAUCUCACUAGUUUAGAUUGAAGUCACUGGAUACUUGAAGUACCGCAAAUCGGCCGCCAUUUUUUUUAAGUCGCUUAACCCCGACCACUUGAUUGCUCGACACGUAAACUCCACCGCUUCAUUUACGUUACCGGCCUCGCGUUUGCGGUACUUCGAACACCCGAGUACUUCAAUUAAGGUUUGUAAAAAAGAACAUCUUCUUCUUAAACCGAGUACGGUCAUCAACUAGGCGCGUCGACAGCCACCAGGAUCCACGUGUACAACAAAUGGUACUUCUUUUGGACGAGUUUGUACCGCAAAUUGUUCAGCCCGUCUUUGUCGAAACGCUGCUGGCCUUGCUUCAGCACGUCGUAUCUACAACGAGAAAAACAAUACUAGAAUCCGGGCAGUACUAGGUAGUACUAGGUGGUACUAGGUGGUACUAGGUAGUACCGGAAGAGCGCGUUACUCACCGACUGGCGCUCGGCUUGUCCUUCUUGUGCGUGAGCAUCGUGUAGCGGGCGAUGGUGAGCGGGUACCUGGAUAUGUGCAAAUGGUGGUACCGGAUGCGGUUCGACAUGUCGUCGUCCUCGCCGCCCCAGCCCCAAAACGAAUUCGAGAAGCCGUUGAGCAACUUGAAAUGCUCGGUACUGAUGGCCGAAACGCCUCCGAA